CCCACUCGCAUCAGGAUCUCCUCUAAUAAACGCUGGGCUCUUUUUUUUUAUUAGGGUCCAGGCAGGACUGUUUUUUUCUGCCAGUGCUUCAGUGUAACUGAGCCUCUCUCUGGCUGCUGCAUCAGACCGCCUCAGCGCUCAGUCGGGGUUUUACGCACACGUCGCAGGAGAAAUGAGAACCAGAGACUCCUCUGUGGUGUCUUCUCGUCAUGGACACAAAGCAGCAGGUGUGACACUCACAAACUGUUAGAAAAUUUCAAAUUAUUUGGCAAUUAUUCCUCCUGGCGACGCCGUGGAUGUGUAGUGCCAAAAAACAAAAAAUGUCUCUGCAGUUUUCCUGGUGGCGCGCCUGUUCCUCGCCUUCAGCGCCAGGAUCGUGGAACGUGUGCGUGCCGCUGGCUUUCCAGCACUUCCAACUAUUUGCUGGAUUUUAACAGAGGAAAGUAACCCGUGAACGAUCAAAUCUGUUUUUACGAACAAACGUCACUUGUUCUCAGACACAUUACUUAAGAACGCAAAGGAAACGUUCGUUUUUCGGUGGAUGCGCACUUGGGCACAGCAACAUCCUGAGAAGAAACGCGGAGAUGCCCCACAGAGUCCACGUUCUGCUACUACUGCUGCUGUCGCUGUGUCGGCCGGCAGCAACGACCCGGGUCAGAAACAAGACCGUCAGGACGCGGUCCUGCCUGGACAUGCCGGAGGAGAAGUUGGAGGAGAUUUUUGGACGGCUCUCGGUGGGAGUAAUGAGCGCUUUCCAUCACGCUCUGCAGCUGGAGCCGCAGGACAAACUUAACCUCACCUGCCCCACCACUGCACGGGUCCCGACCGACGGCAAGACCCGCCUCCCGGUCAACCUGCUCAGCAUCUCCCCCUGGGCCUACAGGAUCUCAUACGACCCAAAGAGAUAUCCCCGCUACAUCCCCGAGGCCUACUGCCUGUGCAAGGGCUGCCUGAUCGGACCGUACGGCGAGGAGAGCAGUCAGUAUCGCAGCACCCUGGUCUACGCUCCCUCCGUCAUCCUGAGGAGAACAGGCUCCUGCGUCGGCGGCCGCCACUCUUACACGGAGAUCUACGUCUCCAUAGCCGUGGGAUGCACCUGUGUGCCGCUGCUGGAGAAGAGGCCGAAGAAGAGCAACCAGAGCCUGCAGAGGAGAGAGCCUAAAGCCAGGAAGCUCUUUACUCCAAGAAAGGAAGCUUGACGGAAGCAGGACUGCUGCUGCAGAGAAGUUUUCUUUUGUUUGUUUUUUUUUUACAGCUGAUUCGCUCGUGCUAGAACAUUAUGUCUGAAACUGAAGCCCCUGGAAAUGUCACUUAAAAAGAAAAGUUUAGUACAGAGCUUCAGCAGGCAGAUCGACCGACGCAAGACAAACCUUUG
This is a messenger RNA of Haplochromis burtoni (Burton's mouthbrooder), 1375 nucleotides long. It is a transcript of the gene il17d, whose product is annotated as interleukin 17d. The transcript has 2 exons. Gene Ontology annotation, biological process: inflammatory response. The record is from RefSeq and is a predicted model, not a curated record. Lineage: Eukaryota; Metazoa; Chordata; Actinopteri; Cichliformes; Cichlidae. Gene Ontology annotation, molecular function: cytokine activity. Gene Ontology annotation, cellular component: extracellular region. The coding region runs from base 585 to 1199 and encodes 204 amino acids.